CCGUGUCACAACUUUUGGUGGAUUACCCCAGUUCUUUUCAACUACGGGUGUAGGCAGUGUCAUCCCCUUCCACAGUCACUUCGGUCUCCACGACGACUAACGACCAUCAGCAUCACCCGAAGCCUCAAGAAGUUAGACAGGUCUGUGCGUUCUGCUUAAAACUUUGUGCUUUUUUCAGGCGGGAUGAAGACGCAACUGUGAAUGAAACAGAAGAAACGGUCAAAGAACAAAACCGUUCCAAACAUCAUUUCAGGACUGUGAUCAAUCAUUUCUUUCCCUUGCACCGCCAAGAUGAAUACAUCUACUUCUCAAGUGCACAGUAAGAUACACUCUUGGCUCUUGCCAGCGUUCCUGCUGCUCGCUGUCCUCGUGCUGGAGGGAUCGGGUGCAGCGGCCGGUGCUGGGAACGCCGCUGGCUGCUCGUCUUGUGGCAUGCCGACGAUGGACAAAGGCUCAGAGGAGAAGCUGUUGAUCGAAAUCGCCAAGCAGCAGAUCCUCAGCAAGCUGCACUUGAAAGAACGACCCAACAUCACGCAAACCGUGCCCCGAGCGGCUCUGCUCACAGCUCUGCGCAAGCUGCACGCGGGACGCGUGAGACAGGACGGCACGCUGGAUCUCGAUAACAGCCUGCAGAACACACGCGCAGGAGACCAAGCUUAUGAAAUCGUGAGCUUUGCAGACAUGGACGACAUGGAUUCCAGCGGCGCCCAGCCCAGCCUGGCCUUCCAGUUCUUGCAGGAGCGCGGUCACAGCGUGCAGGUACUGCAGUCCUCGCUGUGGCUGUACGUGCACUCAGCCGAGUUUCCUCACAGAGACUCCCGUGCCACCGCGCAGAUCUACCUCUCCGGGCAGGGCGGCGCCAACCGCACGCUGCUGCUCCAGAAGACGCUGGAGGUGCAGAGGGGCAGCUGGCACACCUUCCCCAUCACCCACACCCUGCAGGCCUUCCUGGACGGGGGGCAGAGGCGGCUGCGGCUGGAGGUCCUCUGCGGGACGGGCGGGCAGGACCUGUGCGCCCUGAGCGCGGCCACCAACACCUCGCACCAGCCGUUCCUGGUGGCGCAGGUGCGCCUGCGUGACGACGGCUCCAAGCUGGCGAGGAGCAAGCGCUCGCUGCGCUGCGGCGACGACGUCAGCGUCUGCUGCAAGAAGGACUUCUACAUCAAGUUCCGCGACAUCCAGUGGCAGGACUGGAUCAUCGCGCCCGAGGGCUACCACAUGAACUACUGCAUGGGCCAGUGUCCCCAGCACCUGGCCGGCUCCCCGGGGAUAGCCUCCUCCUUCCACGCCACGGUCUUCAGCCAGCUAAAGGCCAACGGCAUCCACACGGCGGUGUCGUCCUGCUGUGUGCCCAUCCAGCGCCGCCCGCUCUCCAUGGUCUACUUCAACUCGCAGCACAGCAUAGUGAAGACUGACGUGCCCGACAUGAUCGUGGAGUCCUGCGGGUGCACGUAGACCCUGGGUCGCAGAGAAAGAGAGAGAGAAUUUAGACUGAGGCACAGCUGGGUAUCUGACUCAGGCUUUAUACAGCUGGAAUGCAAAACUCACUACUCUCAUGGUCUCCGCACACAUGCACUAUCAUACUCUCACAAACACACACAGGCCUGCUUCUCAGCCGGCCAGAAUCCCUCGUUCGGUUCUGUGGGUAGUUAUAGGACAUCCACAAGUAAAUAUGCCACAGACACCUAAGAACUAAAGGCAAAAAUGAAAAAAGAAAAAAAAAAACAAUUGAGCCUUCACCUCCAGUUCUUACUCUCCACGACUUUUCUAUUUUGAGUUUUGUUUAGACUUCUGUUUUCCUUGUGUUUGUUCAUUCCCUUGUCCGUGUCUUGUGUACAAGUUGUUGCUGAAAGAUGUGUUACUGGGACAAAGUGCACAGUGCCUGAGCUGGGAGGAAAUGCAAUAA
Megalops cyprinoides (Indo-Pacific tarpon) is the source of this 1906-nucleotide messenger RNA. Its product is annotated as inhibin beta B chain. The coding region runs from base 292 to 1455 and encodes 387 amino acids. The record is from RefSeq and is a predicted model, not a curated record. Gene Ontology annotation, molecular function: hormone activity; cytokine activity; growth factor activity. NCBI's taxonomy places the organism in Eukaryota, Metazoa, Chordata, Actinopteri, Elopiformes, Megalopidae. Gene Ontology annotation, biological process: BMP signaling pathway; SMAD protein signal transduction. Gene Ontology annotation, cellular component: extracellular region. The transcript has 2 exons.